CAAUUAAAACCUACACAAAAUUUUUAAAGACUAAUUAAAUUUCUCAAUGAGUGUUCUUCAUUUUUAAUAAGAACAUAUGAGUUCAUGUAUGGCAGAUACUUCUUAAAAUCUCAAGUAUUUAUUAGUUUAGCGUUGUUACUGUAUUUUUAUACUUUUUAUACAGUGUUAUUUACAAAAGCGAAAAUAUUAUUAUGCACUAAAUUUACACACCUCAGUAAUUUAUGUGGGUAAGAAGGUAAAAAUUAACGAACACCAAAGUUCAAUUUAAAAAAACAAAAGUAACUCAGACAGAUUCUAAUUUAAAUUGUACACAUUGGAAAACUUCUUUCACUUGUUGACUUCAAUACAUAAAGGAAAAUGGGCGAUGCAUCCCUUGACAGUUCCGAUAAGUAUCUUCUCGCACAAAGGGGUUAUACAAUUCACCGUAGAAUCGGUGAAGGCUCGUACUCGAAGGUAUACUCUGUCUCAUACCAGACAAAGGGCGAUAUGGAGGAUGAGUUCCCAAAGAAUCUCAAGGUUCAGCUUGCCUGCAAGCUGAUAAAAGCAGAUAAAAUGCCAAAAGAAUUUGUGACCAAGUUUCUUAUAAGGGAGUUGAACAUUCUCACAAAGCUCAGCCAUCCUCAUAUAAUACACGUCCACAGCACGUUACAAAGAGGAAAUAAAUACAUGAUAUUUAUGAGGCAUGCUGAAUAUGGCAAUUUAUGCGAUUUUCUCAUCACUCAUGGGGCCUUAAGAGAGAAAGUGGCAAGAAUAUGGUUGAGGCAGAUAGCUGUUGCUCUGAUAUAUCUCCAUACGUUGGAUAUUGCCCACAGGGACAUAAAAUGUGAAAACAUCCUUAUCACAGCAAACCACAAUGUCAAGCUGGCCGAUUUUGGUUUCUCCAGAUUUUCCGUGGACCACAAGGGAAAGCCGCUUUUCUGUUCUACCUACUGUGGUUCACUUCCGUAUGCCUCUCCCGAGCUGUUGAAAGGGAUUCCUUACAAUCCAAAGCUGUCCGACAUAUGGUCACUGGGCGUCGUGCUUUUUAUAAUGCUCAACAGAAUCAUGCCGUUCAAAUCGGACAACCUGACUGACCUGUGGCUCUCGCAAAUGAACAAAAAUUAUAAAUUCAAAUCUCAGGUUCUCAAGACGACUUCUCCAGAAGCAGUGACCAUCGUAUCACUCAUGCUCGAGCCAAACUGCCACGAACGAAUUACACUGGAAGACAUUAUCAAAUCAAAGUGGAUGGCUGCAGAACCAAAACUGCUCGACUUGACAGAUCUUGAGAAAAAAGCAUUGGUUCAAGCUCAAGAAGUAAGGGAAGUCAUCAGGCCUCACAAAAUGGCAAAAUCAUCCAAAGAAAUAAGUAAAGAACCGCAGAAAAAGGCCCUCCCUAAAAAACAUACCCUAAGUUCUACUAGUGACAAGGUGUCCUCGAUGAAGUUUGAACACGAAGAGAAAAUAGAAGAUUCUCUAUUUAGUGAUCAAAUAAUUAGAAGUGAAAGUGAAGACUUUACAAGUACCCUAAUUCCCAAAUCCGCAUCAUCAACAGGAGAGCAUUUCUCUGCAGAAGAAGAACAUUCACCAAGUGUAUCAGAAGACACACUUAUUUAAUACACCUUUGAAUGGUGAAGCAGAAAUUAUGAAAUUUCAUAAUUACAGUGAUUCGCCAUUUCAUGCAGUGAAAGAUUUUUUAUAUA
Molecule: messenger RNA, 1679 nt
Organism: Cimex lectularius (bed bug)
Lineage: Eukaryota; Metazoa; Arthropoda; Insecta; Hemiptera; Cimicidae
Product: testis-specific serine/threonine-protein kinase 6-like
Exons: 2
Coding region: 358-1593 (411 amino acids)
Biological process (GO): protein phosphorylation; intracellular signal transduction; microtubule cytoskeleton organization
Cellular component (GO): cytoplasm
Molecular function (GO): tau-protein kinase activity; ATP binding; protein serine/threonine kinase activity
Source: RefSeq, a predicted model, not a curated record